AUGAGUGCGGUAGCAUCAGAAGAAACAUCCUUGGCAAAGCCUAAUUGUUCAUCGCAAUGCGGAUCAGUCACUCAAAUCCCAUAUCCUUUUGGAAUUGAAGCUGGCUGCUACCUUGAUGGCUGGUUCCAAAUAAUAUGUGACAACUCAGCCAGCCCACCGAAAGCUUUCUUGAACGUUACUGGUUUAGAGGUGCUGGAAAUUUCUGUUGAAGGCACACUAAAGGUGGAAAGCCCUAUUACCUUCUCUAAUUGCAGUAACAAGCCAGCAGGCCGCCAGACGCCGAACUUGGAAGGAAGUCCGUUUGUGUUCUCCAUGAAAAACAGAUUUACUUCCUUGAGCUGUGGAGACAUCGCCUUGAUGACAUCCUUAGAUGGUUCAGCAAUUGCUGGCUGCUUGUCCAUAUGUGAUGAUUCAAGUACUAGCUAUCUACGAACGAAAAGCUGCAUCGGGAUGAAUUGCUGCCAAACCACCAUUACUCCAUAUCUCAGGUCCUUCAAUACUAGCUUUGGAGCAGUAUUAAAUGCUGACAGAAAGGCAUGCAAGUAUGCCUUCCUUGUAGAGCAUGACUGGUUUACAUCAAACUCAACAAAUGUUUCUGCCAUUGGUGAAAUGGACUACGUUCCUAUGGUGCUGGAAUGGCACGUACUUGAUUUGAAUUAUACCGAGUUUGAUAUAUAUGGAACAAAUAAUUGGAGAGAUGAUAAAAGUACGGAUUGCAGCAGCAGCCAAUGUGUCUGCUCAAAGGGCUACCAUGGAAACCCUUAUCUUCUUCAUGGAUGUCAAGACAUCAAUGAAUGCGAGGAUCCAGACCACCCCAAUAGAUGUGGUUCCGGCAUUUGUAUCAAUUAUCCUGGGAGGUUUAUGUGUCAAUUGCCUGAUCAACGACCAUCACGGGUUACUCUAGCCAUUAUAGUUCCCAGCAGUGUUCUUGGGCUGUUGUUUCUGCUAACUGGCAUCUGGUGGGCGCACAAAGUCAUAAAGAAAAGGAAAGAUAUGAAACGCAAAGAGAAGUUCUUUAGACAAAAUGGUGGUUUAGUGCUGGAGCAACAAUUAUCUUCUGGUGAACUCAAUGUUGAGAAGGUUAAGUUGUUCAAUUGCAAGGAGCUAGAGAAAGCCACGGACCAUUUUAAUGCAGACAGAGUUAUUGGUCAGGGAGGCCAAGGUACAGUUUAUAAAGGAAUGUUGGCGGAUGGAAGAAUUGUUGCUGUGAAGAAGUCUAAAAUAGUUGAGGGAGGUGACGUUGGACAGUUCAUUAAUGAAAUUGUCAUUCUCUCACAAAUUUCCCACAGGAAUGUGGUUAAGCUAUUGGGUUGUUGUUUAGAGACCGAAGUUCCCCUCUUGGUUUAUGAAUUCAUACCCAAUGGAACACUUUUUCAAUAUAUUCAUCACCAGAAUGAGGAGUUCCCUCUUACAUGGGAAACGAGAUUAAGAGUUUCAAUCGAAGUUGCAGGAGCACUUUCCUACUUACAUUCUGCAGCUUCCUUUCCAAUUUACCACCGGGACGUCAAGUCUUCUAACAUACUCUUGGAUGAAAAAUACAGAGCCAAAGUAGCAGACUUUGGGACUUCAAGGUCAAUUUCCAUUGACCAAACGCACCUUACAACACUAGUACGUGGAACAUUUGGUUAUCUGGACCCAGAAUACUUCCAAUCUAGCCAAUUUACAGAGAAGAGUGAUGUUUAUAGCUUUGGAGUCGUCCUUGCUGAGCUCUUGACCGGACAAAAACCAGUUUCAUUCAUGAGGUCACCAGAAAGCAGAAGCCUAGCAACUUAUUUCCUUCUGUCCAUGGAGGAUAAUAAUUUGUUUGCUAUUCUUGAUGCUCAAGUUAUGAAGGAUGGUGGAAAAGACCAGAUUGUGGCCGUUGCUAAUCUUGCAAAAGCAUGCUUGAAUUUGAAUGGAAGAAAGCGUCCUACUAUGAAAGAAGUGGCAGUAGAGUUGGAGGGAAUUCAAUUGUCAGUUAAAGCUUCUGGUGUCCAACAAAAUUUUGCAGAGGUGGAAUAUGAUCAAAGCCAAAUAACCGAGCCGUGGAAAGGUGGUGGUCCUUCAAAUGUGUCUGCUGGAACUGUAACUCGUAUUGGAAAGAUGGUUGUUCAGGGAAAGAAGUUUGAUUGUUCUAGCCCUGUUAAUGAUCAAAUCACUAGUUGGGUCACUAAUCAAAAGAGUCACUAUGAGAAAGGUGUCUACAUCUUUGGUCAUCAACCGCCUAAUAUAAGUGAGAAAGAUGCUAAUAGGGUGGGGAGCACAGAUUCUGAGGGUGAUGAGGAUACGUUGAACUCUAAUAUUUCUGAUAGCUUGUGUCAAGCUGAUAAAAUGGAUCUUUUGGAAGGUCAAGUUAAUCUAUGUGGUGGGAACUUGGCAGGCAAUACCUUCAGCGAUGGUGGAGGUAUGACUCCCUUGGGUCCUCUUAUCUUUCUACUUGUUUUUAUGAAUAUUGUCUACUGGAAUGUUCGAGGUGCUGCUUGCACAAAAUUCAAGACUAAUAUGAUGGAUUUGAUCCAUUCUCAUCAUAUGGACAUCUUGUUCAUUUUUGAGCCUCGUAUAAGCGGUGGUAAGGCUACUUCUAUUGCUCAAUCCCUUGGUUUCUCUAAUUUUGAAAUUGUGGAUGCUACUGGUUUUUCUGGUGGUCUAUGGUUGCUAUGGGAUGCCACUAAAGCACAUGUUGAUAUUUUGGGGACUUCAAACCAAUCUAUUUAUGCUUCUGUGGCCUGGCUUGGCCAGUCUCCUUGGUUGUUUACAGCUGUGUAUGCUAGCCCUUGUGGUAUUAAAAGAGAAGGAGCUCCUGUUUGUAGAUUGAAAGGUUUUAGAAGCUUGUUUGAUUGCAAUGCUAUGGUUGAUUUGGGUUUCUUGGGCCCAAAAUUUACUUGGAAUAAUAAGAAAGUCUUUGAAAGGCUUGAUCGAGCUAUAUGUAAUUGGGAGUGGAGGGGAUUGUUUGCUGAAGCCACUCAAGAAGCUGUGUUUUGGCAACAAAAAUCGAGAAUUACUUGGCUACAAGAUGGUGAUAGAAACACCAAGUUUUUCCACACUACUACUAUCAUAAGAAGGAGAAGAAAUAAGAUUGAAAGGUUGAAGAAUACUAAUGGUAUUUGGAUUGAGGAGGCUAAUAGCUUAAAAAACUUGGCGAUGGAUCAUUUUUCCAAUCUCUUUUCUACUACUUCUCUUGGUGAUUAUGUGGUUGAUCUCCCUAACCUUUUCCCCCCUAUUGAUGUGGCUGAUCUGCAUGGGUUGGUUCAACCAAUUAAUAUGGAUGAGGUUAAGACUAGUCUUUUUAAUAUUGGUGGGCUUAAAGCUCCUCGUGUAGAUGGGUUCCCUGCUUGUUUUUAUCAGAGUCAGUGGAAUCAAUGUACUAGUGAUAUUUUUCAAAUGGUGGUGAAUGCUUUUAAGGAGUGUCGAAUCCCAGAGAAGCUUAACUAUACUCUAAUCACCUUGGUCCUUAAAGUUGACAACCCGCAAACUAUGGAGUUGAUGCAUAAAUUUAAGCUAUCUAAGGGGAAGAAAGGCUAUAUGGCCUGGAAAAUUGAUUUGUCUAAGGCUUACGACAGAUUAAAUUGGAAGUUUGUUGAGCAUGUGUUAGUGGAGUUGGGGUUGCCUUGUCCUAUCACUAAAUUGAUUUUGAGUUGUGUUUCUACUAUGAGGUAUCAAAUUUGCAUGAAUGGUGGAAGCGUACCUGGGAAAUGCAAGAGACCGCUAGAAAAUAAUCAUGGCAGCGCACACGCGGGAAACGGGAAGGUCACGUCAGCAGCCUGGAUUUGA
Molecule: messenger RNA, 3750 nt
Organism: Prunus armeniaca (apricot)
Lineage: Eukaryota; Viridiplantae; Streptophyta; Magnoliopsida; Rosales; Rosaceae
Source: the annotation of a GenBank genome assembly